Molecule: messenger RNA, 2116 nt
Organism: Trachymyrmex septentrionalis
Lineage: Eukaryota; Metazoa; Arthropoda; Insecta; Hymenoptera; Formicidae
Product: homeobox protein abdominal-A homolog
Exons: 4
Coding region: 186-1361 (391 amino acids)
Biological process (GO): anterior/posterior pattern specification; negative regulation of transcription by RNA polymerase II
Cellular component (GO): nucleus
Molecular function (GO): RNA polymerase II cis-regulatory region sequence-specific DNA binding; DNA-binding transcription factor activity, RNA polymerase II-specific
Source: RefSeq, a predicted model, not a curated record
CCUUUCGUGUCCGGGUGUUCUCUCGUGAUCCAUGCGAAAAGCGGAUUACGCGCGGCAUUCGGCAAUGAGGCAACAACAGCCGGUGGACGUAUCGCCGCGGUGUCGGUGUUGAGACACUCGUCCCGGUCGUUCAACGUCCCGGGCGUGUCUUCGGCAUCAAGUCCACAUCGGCACCGACAGGCGAUAUGAGUACGAAAUUCAUAAUUGAUAGUAUGCUACCUGCUAAGUACCAACAAUUUCACCCUCAACAGUUGUUCUCAAGCGCGGCUCCAGGUACCAUUCAGGCGUGCACAACGAGUCCGGCCACCGCGAGCCUAGAAUCGAGUUUAUCCGCGGCUGCAGUCGCGGCCGCGGCAGUCAAUUACGCACAGCAGCACAAUUCACCGAGCCCGACGGGUUCGAGUCCUCAGCACUCGGGAAGCUCCGCUUCGACAUCACCGGCGGCACGCACCACGUCAAGCAUGUAUCCAUACGUGUCCGCCGCAGCGGCGCAUCAUCAUCAUCAGCAGCAGCAAGCGGUCGCGGCCGCCGCAUUCGGCGCGACGUCGAGCAUGGUCCCCGGUUUCGGCUCCACCGCGGCGUCCAGCGCUGCUCUCGCCGCCGCCGCUGCCGUCGACGCCGCGACCGCCGGCGACAAAUCCUGCCGUUACACAGCUAGUCUGACCGGCAAUGUAGCACCUGCAUCCGCCGACCCUAUGGUUAACUAUACUCUAGGCCACCAUCAUCAGAACGGCGCUACGCCCGGUAGCCUCGUCUCAUCCGCGUCCGCAUCCUCCGCCGUCUCCGCUGCCUCCGCCUCCAUGGCUGCGGCGGCACAGUUCUACCAUCAGGCGGCCGCCGCAUCGGCUGUUGUCGAUCCUUUGACGUCCUGCCAACAACCUACCACAGGUCAACCUGGGAUCUCGGAUAUACCCCGGUAUCCAUGGAUGUCUAUUACCGAUUGGAUGAGUCCAUUUGACAGAGUGGUUUGCGGUCCGAAUGGCUGUCCGAGGCGCAGAGGUCGGCAAACGUACACGCGGUUCCAAACAUUGGAAUUAGAAAAAGAAUUUCACUUUAAUCACUAUCUGACGCGGCGACGACGAAUAGAGAUCGCGCAUGCACUCUGCUUGACGGAACGACAGAUCAAGAUCUGGUUCCAGAAUCGGCGAAUGAAACUGAAAAAGGAGUUGAGGGCGGUCAAAGAAAUCAACGAACAAGCCAGACGUGAGCGUGAGGAGCAAGAUAUGAUGAAGAAACAGCAGGCGGAGAAACAGGCCAAGUUACAGCAGGAGCAGCAGAGCGCCGCUCUUCAGCAUCAACAGCAGCAUCACGAAGACACAAGAGACUGGAGCGGCCUGGACGAAGAUUCCGAAGCGAAGUAGUUGGUAAGGUCGAUCACGUAGAAGAUCCUGAGUUCUCUUCCUCUCAUCUUCGCACGCGGGAAACAGGUACGAAACAUCUGAUGCAAAGAUUUUUGCAAUCUUCCUCGAGUCAGUGAGCUGCUGGCUCUCAAGUAGAAGACUUAGCGGAUGCAGUCAUCGGUGUUCUUUUUUUUUUGUUUUUCAUCAAGAGGGGAAGAUAGCGAGGAUUUAGGAAGCCUGGAAGAUACACACAGCGCGAUCUUCUCUGGGCGACCAAAAUAAAGGUACGACGAAUGCCUUGCUGAAUCGGUUCUUUCUUUUGUUUUUGUUUUUCUUAAGCAAGAAAGAAAAAUAACUAGAUGUUACGAUAGUAAAAACUAAAAACUCGAAACAUAGAAAAUGAACGCACCCCACCCCAGCUACGUACUUACUUGGCUAGCUCCUGAAGGGCGACAUACGAAACCGCCUCGCACGGGGCUCAGCCUGUGACUGAUUCCUAGAACGUAUAAUGUAUAUUGUUAAUCGGGUGCUACACAAUGAGCCAUCGCGAUUAUCAAGCGAUGAACGUACGAAUUGGCGCGAUACUGCCAUGAGGAGCCAAUAAUUACAUCGAGGCGGUGAGUAGGCUAGUUAAAUGGGCUGAAACUGAAGGAUUAAUGGUUAUAUGGGCCGACAGGAUUAUUAACGACGACAUUUCGAUUAAUUAAUCGAAACCUUAAAAAAGGGAAAUAAAUCAAAGCUCUAUAAACAAACCGGCAUCCAAUUGUAAGAAACCA